AUGUUAUAUAUAUCUACAGUUGUUGAUGGUCGUGUACGUCGUAGACGACGUCAACUACCAUCAAAUUCUGAUUCUCAAAGGUCAUAUCCUUAUUCAAGUAGUAAUUAUGGAACAGGAAGUUAUUAUCCAUCGGGUGGUCAAUAUUCUGGAAGCUAUCCAUAUAAUACUUACGGAGGAGGUUCUAUGUAUGGUACAAAUUAUGGUACUGGUAUGAGUCCGUAUGGUACUGGUAUGAGUCAGUAUGGUACUGGUAUGAGCCCGUAUGGUACUGGUAUGAGUCCGUAUGGUACUGGUAUGAGUCCGUA
This is a messenger RNA of Rotaria sp. Silwood1, 305 nucleotides long. NCBI's taxonomy places the organism in Eukaryota, Metazoa, Rotifera, Eurotatoria, Philodinida, Philodinidae. The record is from the annotation of a GenBank genome assembly.